UCAACGACAAGCGUUGCUCCUGCGCACGUGAUGCGUCGCUUGUUUCUAUCUUCGAGACAACACGCGUAACAAAUAAACAGGGCAGGCUUUUCCAUACAUCCACCACCCCCGUCCAUAUGGGAAGAGGACUGCGGAAAAUCGAUAAAUUUCCCCCCUUCCUCUCGAACGACGGGCACUUGUGUCAAAAUACAACACACGCAAGAAAAGGACGUCCAGUCUGGCUGGAAAUUUUCCAUAAUUUUUCCGUUUAGUUUUUUGUGGGAUUUUGCGUUUGGGUAGCGACAUCGCUUCGGAAUGUUGAAGUCCGAAUUCCAGCACCAAUUUUGGGUCACCAAAAAGGCGGUGCAGCGGAAGCUCGGGUCGAAGGAAGAUGAGAACAUUGUGGCUUCCGAUGGGGAACUGGACGCCAAAAUUGAGCUGUUUCAAUCGGUGGCCGACAGUUCCCGCCAGCUGUACCGGAUCAUCGACCAGUACCAGGAACGGGUGUGCAUUCUAGCUCAAGAGGAAAACUCCCUGGGGAAGUUUCUGCGCGAGGUCAGCAAGGAAUGUCCCACCACGGGAAAGCUAAUGUCCAACACGGGUAAGGCGAUUUCCUACUGCGGCCAGCAGCGUAUUACGAUCCGGGUGCCUUUGCUGCGGCUGCAUCACGAUGUACAGACGUUCAAAGGGCGUGCCAUAGUGGACACACAGAAGACGCUGCAGCAGAUGGAACGGGAACGGACCGAGUAUCGGGCGGCCUUAAGCUGGAUGAAGUCGGUCAGUAUUCAGCUGGACCCGGACACGGGUAAGGGCUUGGAGAAGUUCCGCAAGGCGCAGCGGCAUGUCAAGACGGCCAAGACGAAGUUCGAUAAAUACACCUUGGAUUGCUUGGAGAAGAUCGAUUUACUGGCUGCAGCGCGAUGCAACAUGUUUUCUCACGCCUUGGUCGGCUAUCAGAACUCGAUGCUGCAGUUCGCCAAGAAAAGCAACGACACCUACAAGGCGGCCCUGAAGAGUCUCUCCAAGGAUCCGCACUACAACUUUUCGAUUUUGAAGGAACUCACGCAAGCCAAUCCGAACGCCAAGGAGGGCGAAACGGAGGGGGCAGAGGAUCAAGUGGACAAGCCUGCUGACGACGAUCAGAUGUUGUUCUUUCAGGACGAGUUCAAGGACGAUGAUGGCGAAGCGAAGCCGACAGAGGCUAAACCAACGACGAUCUCAAACCCGGAUGAUGACGAUCAACUUCUGUCCGACGUUCCAACAGCACUGAACGAUCUUUUGUCGGGAAUUCCCCAGCUUGAGCUUACUACAGAAUCCAAGUCGCAAGCCGAUCAUACAGCAUCAAGUUCUGCGGACCUGCUGGGUCUGACAAUGGACGAUGAAUUUUCCGACUUCCUCUCGUCGCCGGCCCCCUUCAUGCCAUCGACAUUGCUCACUAAUCCGGAAUCCAUGGAACCGUCCGCCAUGGAUCAGCUCUCCGGUCUUGAUCUGCCUUCGACAUCGGGCCCUACAAACCCCAAAGCCGAGAAGAGCUCCAACGACAUCUUUGGAAAUUUUCUGUCCAGUAUUUCCAAGGGUCCGAGUGGAGCGGCCAGCCAAACGCCGGAAGGGAAGAAACCUCCGAAGGACGGCAAAUCGGGCAAGGACCUCUCCGGAUGGUAUCAGCUGUUUGCCGAGUUGGAUCCGCUUUCCAAUCCGGACGCUAUUCCGUCCAAGGCCGAUGCGCCUACCAAUAGCUUGGCCGCCUAAACGACGUUUCGCGCGCAUAUUUCAACCGAGCGUUUUUGAGAAGAAGGUGGCUUACAAAAUCAAAUGUUAGGUACUGCUGCUUUGAAUUGUGUUAUAUUUUAUAUAAUUCCAAUCAAUUAUGAUGAGGGAUGAGCCAUUAUAUAUGAUACGCAAGAUACAUUCCUUUUAUUAUCCACGUAAGCUACUUUGAAUGUAUGUACCACUGUCACGUCACAUGCUUCACUUAUGGAAAUCAAUAAAAAAAAUCGAGUGGAUGUGAAAUGCUGAAUAAAUCUACGGAGUUUCACUUGACAUACCGACAUUAUAGAC
Messenger RNA from Aedes albopictus (Asian tiger mosquito), 2037 nucleotides. RefSeq names its product islet cell autoantigen 1 (gene ICA69). Gene Ontology annotation, biological process: regulation of transport. Gene Ontology annotation, molecular function: protein domain specific binding. NCBI's taxonomy places the organism in Eukaryota, Metazoa, Arthropoda, Insecta, Diptera, Culicidae. Bases 295 to 1728 code for a protein of 477 amino acids. Gene Ontology annotation, cellular component: Golgi apparatus. The record is from RefSeq and is a predicted model, not a curated record. The transcript is spliced from 4 exons.